UCUUGUUGUGGGUGAAACAACGUGGCGACUUCUACACUUCCGGUGGCUUCAAGCAUCCAAUGCGCAGAAAGCGAUCGGGGCCAUUCCAGUAGUAGAGUUCAGUGGUUCAGUGCGAUAACCCAAAUACUGUUCAUCCAUACCAUCGAAGAAGAACUUACAGUUCCGGUUAGAGUGACAGUGGCGCCGAAAUUGAAGCAUUUGUACUUCCGCUAAGUUGGAGGGAGUCGUAAAAGUAGCUCCUUUGCAUUUAUGUAGCUAUUAACACACAUUUAUUUUAAGCCUGGAAAAUGGACCCUACGUCGCAGUUUUUUGCCAAGUUGAAGAAGUUGGCCGUGGCUCUCGAAAUGGAGACGGCCCGGCUUCAGCGCUCCUUUGAGGACCGCCGUGACAGCGACGACGACGAAGCAGCAGCCAGAAGCACGCGAGCUUAUCACGACUUGAACUGUGACGUGUUGGGCUUGAAGGGCCAGAUGCAAGAGGCGCUUACCAAGCAGAAAAUACGGAGGGGGGAGGUGAACACUUUUAUCGACGCCUGCAGGGCCGUGCAGCACAAGGUCGCGGAGGAUAUUCAGACACUGAAGGGACACUUUGAAAAAUAUGGCUAUCAAGAUCCUGUGGACGCCCGGAGACCAAACGGUCAGGAAAUGGAGGAGGGAGAUGAAAAGUCUGGUCUGAAGGCGCCUGCAACGGAGGACAGAGGCCACGAGGAGGCAGAAAUAAGCGGACUGCCGGCUUCGCCUCAGGCAGCCGCGCCGCCCACCUUCACCAACCUGAUGCAAACCCCCCGUCUCUCGGACUUUGGCCUGUCUGAGAUGCAGCUGAGGAGGAACCUGGCGGGGGCGGAGUGGUGCGCCGAGGUGCCCGACAUGCCCAAGAUGAGCCUCCCCCACCCUGCGCUCAACAUGCCCUCCCCGCCGCCUUUGCCCCUCACUCCCAAAUGUGCACUGCGCAUGGACGAGGACGAGAUGCAGACGCCUCAGAUGAUCAACUUCGGCAUCUCCGAGCACACCAUGUGUCUGAACAAUGACUUCACCAUGGAUCUGUUCCGCAAGAAUGCCAACAACCCUAUAGGACCCGCACAGGACCUCCCGUUGUCACCAGACAACCCUCAGUCUGUGAGUCCGCAAAAAGAAGACACCUGGGAGUCUCCAGAGCCGCCUAUGUUUUGUACGCCAGGAUUCAAGAUAAAGAAAACAAAUGGUCAUUGCUCCCUGCCGCUACAAGGGGACUCUGAAUCUCCGAGUCAAUCCAACACCCUGGCCACCACACCUGAGAUUCCGACCUUCAAAACUCCCUACAUGAAUCGUCUGAUCAGCACCCGAAAGAGCACACAGCGUCCCGAGCCGAUCAUCAUGCAAAAUGACUGCAGUCACACCUUAGAACUUCCGACGCCAGCUCGCAACGGGUCACGCGGACCCACGCACAUGUGGGAGUAUGAUGUGCCAGAAUUACGUAUCAUGGAUGGGGAGGACAAACAGAUGCUGCAGAUGCCCAACCUGGAGUCCAUUUUGGGAAACACUUUACAAAGUGGUAGUACGAAAAUGCCAAAAGAGUCGCGCCAGUUUGACGAAAAGCCAGUGGAGCCAUCUGUCAUCGACAUAAACCGGGAUGGAGAAGCCACGCAGGAGUUCUGCUUUGGAACCCCCUGCACCAGAAGGGAGUUCCAUGAGGCCAUCACCCCUGAGAUGCCCGACCUCAGCUCUGUCACGCAAGACAUCUGUAAACUCGUCUUGCAGACUCAAUCGAAGAAGGCAACCGUGCGUGCCCAUCCACAGGAAAAAGCAGAACACAAAAGAUGUGUGACUGUGGUCUCUGAGCAGGAGUUUCACAGUUUACCGGCCUUUCUAAAGCAGAUGACUUUGAAGAACCUCAAUCAGGCGGUCCGCAACAUGAACAAGUACUUAUCAGAGCAUCCAGGAGACACACAAGACUUUCAGAGGGAGGAGCUGGAGAAGAUGACCAACGUUGGGAUCAAGGCGCCCGUCUAUGUCCUCUGCUUGAGCGAGCUGAAGAGGCUGGAGCAGGUGGAAGGAGCCGGGAGCACCGCUGUCUACAAACUGAGAUUGCGCAACUGAGUGUUGUAUCCAAAGCAGCAAACUGUGAGCUGCCAAAUAACACACACACACUCAGGCAUUUUAAUCCCUGAGGUUACCAUCAUUUGCACGUUGGUGGGUUUAUUGUAUGCGCAAAAUAUCCUGUACACAAU
This is a messenger RNA of Dunckerocampus dactyliophorus (ringed pipefish), 2206 nucleotides long. It is a transcript of the gene ska3, whose product is annotated as spindle and kinetochore associated complex subunit 3. Gene Ontology annotation, cellular component: spindle microtubule; outer kinetochore. The transcript is spliced from 11 exons. NCBI's taxonomy places the organism in Eukaryota, Metazoa, Chordata, Actinopteri, Syngnathiformes, Syngnathidae. The coding region runs from base 288 to 2075 and encodes 595 amino acids. Gene Ontology annotation, biological process: chromosome segregation; mitotic cell cycle. The record is from RefSeq and is a predicted model, not a curated record.